CGCCGGCCGCCGUGAGCUUGAGGCCGGGGGGCGGCGGACUUGGCGGAGGGCUGUCGCUGCGCCCGGGAGGAGGCAAGCCGUCGGGGCUCUACGUGCGUCCGGGAGCGGAUGGCUCGAGCGCGCAGGAUGAUGGUCCCAAGGGUCCUCGAGUCAAGUAUUCCAGGGACGAGCUGCUGGCGUACCGUGAGAAGUGCGCGGACAUUCCCCCCGAGAUCCUGAACACGGGGGGGGACAUCAUCGCGGGGGGGCGCUCCUCGUCCGCCGGGGCGGAGCCCGACUGGUCCGCGCGCAGGAGCGCGCCGCCGCCCUCGCAGCCGUCGGGACAGCAGGUGAGAGCCGCGGACACACGCAGGUCGGCGCCCCCGCCCUCGCAGCUGUCGGGCCAGCAGGUGAGCCCAGUGCUUGAGUGCGCGCAGCAGGUGAGCCCAGUGCUUGAGUGCGCGCAGCAGGUGAGCCCAGUGCUUGAGUGCGCGCAGCAGGUGAGCCCAGUGCUUGAGUGCGCGCAGCAGGUGAGCACAGUGCUUGAAUGCGCGCAGCAGGUGAGCCCAGUGCUUGAGUGCGCUCAGCAGGUGAGCCCAGUGCUUGAGUGCGCGCAGCAGGUGAGCCCAGUGCUUGAGUGCGCGCAGCAGGUGAGCCCAGUGCUUGAGUGCGCGCAGCAGGUGAGCCCAGUGCUUGAGUGCGCGCAGCAGGUGAGCGCAGUGCUUGAGUGCGCGCAGCAGGUGAGCGCAGUGCUUGAGUGCGCGCAGCAGGUGAGCCCAGUGCUUGAGUGCGCGAAGCAGGUGAGCCCAGUGCUUGAGUGCGCGCAGCAGGUGAGCCCAGUGCUUGAGUGCGCGAAGCAGGUGAGCCCAGUGCUUGAGUGCGCGAAGCAGUUUGCCUUUCUUACCCCCUCUUCUCCUCUCCCUUUUCCCCCUUCUUCCCUCCGUCCUUCCCCUAAAUUUCCGCCAUUCCUUCCCCCAUUCUUUCCCUCCUUCCUUCCCCCCCUCUCCGCCCGCCAGCUGGACGGCCCUGUGGUGCCGAUAGUGAAGGCGGCCAAAUCCUUGGAUGCAAUCCAAGGCGGCCAAUCCGUGGAUGCAAUCCAAGGCGGCCAAUCCGUGGAUGCAAUCCAAGGCGGCCAAUCCCUGGACGGCCCUGUGGUGCCGAUAGUGAAGGCGGCCAAUCCGUGGAUGCCACGUCGCGGCGCCGUGGACGAGAAGGAGAAGGUUCUGCGAACCGUCAAGGGUAUCCUGAACAAGCUCACCCCUGAGAAAUUCGAUGUGCUGCUGCAGCAGAUGCUCGAUUCGGGUAUUACUUCAGCUGACCGCCUUCAGGAGGUCAUCUCUCUGAUCUUUGACAAGGCAGUGGACGAGCCCACGUUCUGCCCCAUGUACGCCGAGCUCUGUGACAAGCUCUCCCACGCGCUGCCGCAGUUCCCGGGACCCGAAGGGUCGGAUAAGCCGGUCACGUUUCGACGCAUCCUGCUGAACACCUGCCAGGAGGAGUUUGAGCAGGCGCUGAAGCUGCGGCAGGAGCUCAAAGGGCUCACCAAGGCGGAGCAGGCGGAGGAGAGGGAGGACGUGCAGCGAAAGGUGAAGGCUCGCACGCUGGGUAACAUCCGGCUGAUUGGAGAGCUGUACAAACAGAAGAUGAUUCCUGAGAAGAUUGUUCACGCGUGCGCUCAGGAGCUGCAAGGGGACAGCAAGACGGAGCCACCAGAAGAGAACAUCGAGGCGCUAUGCCAGCUGCUGUCCACGGCAGGGCGAGGCAUGGAGGAGAAACCCGCCGGCAAGGCCAACCCGGUGCUGCUCAACGCCUACUUCGACCGCCUUAAAGCCCUCUCCACCUCUCCCAACCUCCCCUCUCGCAUCCGCUUCAUGUGCCGCGAUCUGGUCGACCUGCGGUCCAAUAAGUGGGUGCCACGUAGGAAGGAGCUCACUGCCAAGAAGCUGGAUCAGAUUCACGCCGAAGCUGAGGCUACGCUUGGGUUGAGGAAGGGCGCUGCCUCGCUCAGGGUCGGCGCAGUCUCGGGAGCCAUGCCUGGAGGUCCGGGGAUGAUGUUCCCUCCCGGGCCUGGCUGGCCCGGAGGUCCGGGAAUGCCGGGCAUGCCAGGAGGCUUGGUGGGAGGUAUGGUGCCGCCUGUGGAUUUGGAUGGGUGGGAAACGGUUUCGAUUGGUCGGCGUGGGAAGAAGGAUACUGCUGGAGCUGCCGGGCAGGCUCGGCAGGGAGCUGCAGCUGCAGGUUCGGUACCGAUCAUGGGGCCAGGCAUGGGGCUCAAAAUGGGCCCAGGUAUGGGUCCGGGAAUGGGAGGCUCGUCGGCGUUUAUCGGCAAGCCGAGCGCUCUGAUUGGUGCCAAGCCUGCUCCGGUCAGACCAGCCGAACCUGCGGCUCCCAAGCCUGCUGCCGCCCCCGCCCCUGCCGCUGCUAGCAACGGCCCAGCCGCAGCAGCAGCAGCGGCGAAGCCGGCAGCAGCAGCGGCAGUGUCAGGCACGUGGGAUGAUGUGGCUAAGAGAAAGUCUGAGUCUCUUCUUAAGGAGUUUUUCGCUGUGCUGGACCUUAAGGAGGCUCAGCUGUGUAUGGAAGAGCUCGGAUCAAAGGCAUCCCACGAGGUGUCGUCCCGAUUCGUUGAAUUUGCGGCGAAUUUCGCCCUGGAGGGAGGCAAGGAGAGGGAGUGCGUGGAGGUGGGGCGGCUGCUGUCCCACCUGCACUCCAAGGGCGCGUUCGCACACAGCGACAAGGGCGAGAGCGCGCUGACAGCUGGCAUGCUCUCAUUGGCCGAGCAGCUUGAUGACCUGGCACUGGAUGUGCCUCAGGCGCCGCGAUUCCUGGGCGAGUGGCUGGGCGGUUUUGUUGCGGCAGGGGCCGCGGAUUUUGGCUUACUCAAGUCGGUGUGUGAGAUGUCGUAUGACGGGGGGAGGAGGCGGGCGGUGGUGGUGGCGGCGGUCAAGGCGAUUGAGGGGAGCGAGGCGGGGAAGGGGGAGGGGGUGGUGGAGGUGCUGAGGAAAGCAGGGGCGAAGGAGCUUAGUAAGGUGGUGACAGAGGAGGGGAAGGAUGAGGCUGAAGCUAAGAGGCGGCUUGAAGAGGACUUGAAGAAGGCUGGAUUGGCCUUGGAGGUGUUGACCUUGUGA
Molecule: messenger RNA, 3101 nt
Organism: Closterium sp. Yama58-4
Lineage: Eukaryota; Viridiplantae; Streptophyta; Zygnematophyceae; Desmidiales; Closteriaceae
Source: the annotation of a GenBank genome assembly